This is a messenger RNA of Folsomia candida, 1087 nucleotides long. Its product is annotated as protein PELPK1. The record is from RefSeq and is a predicted model, not a curated record. Lineage: Eukaryota; Metazoa; Arthropoda; Collembola; Entomobryomorpha; Isotomidae. The transcript is spliced from 4 exons. The coding region runs from base 145 to 885 and encodes 246 amino acids.
UGGGUGGGGUGGGUUGGCUGGCCUGCCCCUUGACUGGAGAACGAGAUUCACCUAUAAAUACAGUCUGCUCCACUUUAAAUGGAUCAUUAUCACUUCUCCUCUUCUAGUGAACGGUUUACCAGUUCCUAAACCAAAAAUAGCAAAAUGAAGGCUUGUAUCGCCCUCCUCGCCCUUGUGGCUUCUGCCUCCGCCGGAAACUUGUACGGUGGUGGAUUCGGUUACGCCGCUCCAGCCAUCGCUGUUGCCCCAGCACCAGCCAUCGUCAAGACCUACGCCGUCCCACAAGCCCCCCUCGUCAAGUCGGUCGCUUACCCACAAGCCCCACUUGUCAAGACCUACAACGUCCCACAAGCUCCCCUUGUCCGAACUGAGACCAUCCCACAAGCUCCAUUGGUCAAGACCGUCAACGUUCCACAAGCCCCACUCAUCCGAACUGAGACCAUCCCUCAACCACCCCUCUACAAGACCGUCAAUGUUCCACAACCAUCCAUCUUCAAGCAGGUCGAGGUUCCCCAACCACCAAUCUUCAAGACCAUCGAAGUCCGUCAACCCGACCUUAUCAAGACUGUCGCCGUCCCACAACCCGACCUUGUCCGACAAGUGACCGUCCCACAACCCGACCUCGUCAAGUCCAUCACCGUCCCACAACCUGACCUCGUCCGACACGUGACCAUCCCACAACCCGACCUUGUCAAAUCUGUCGCCAUCCCACAACCCGACAUCGUCAAGUCCUUCGCCGUCCCACAGGCCCCACUCCUUAAGUCCGUCGCCGUCCAGGCUGCCCCCGUCUACGCCCACGCCGCCCCAGUAUACGCCGCUGGCGCUUACGCCGCUGCCCCAGCUUUCGGUGGAGUCUACGCCGGAAACUUCAGACAAUGGAAAUAAAUUUUUCCUUUCUUUUCCUGAAGGAAGAAGUCAAUUAGGAAAUAUAUUUUUUAUAUUGGAAAGAUAAACUUAUUCGGACUGAAUUGGAAGAUGGGAAAUUCUAAAAAAAACGAUGGGAAUUUUAAUUAUUUUUGUAUUGGGAAUUAAAUUCAUUGAAUAAAUUCCGGAUUUUUUAUUCAAAUAAAAAAUUUACGAAAAAUAA